CGCUGCGAUUCAGUUGCCGUUUUAACUCCGCCGCGAGAAGCGGAAACUUUGUGGCUCCGCCUGGGAAAUCGAAGCGAGGAAAAGCGAGGAAACCGCUGCAGCGCUGCAGCUCGCACCGUUUGGCGCCAAAUUUCGAACCUCGCAGGUCCGCUGGCGGACGCGCCCUCCCCUCCGCCCCCCGCGAAUCCGCCGCCCCCCGCGCCGCGCCUCCCAUGGCGGCUAGCAAAUUCCCCUGCGGCAAGCCAGCGAUAGCCACACAUUCACACUUCGAUGCGACAUGUGCCAAGAUCCGGGCCUUUUACUUCGACCUGGACAACACGCUGAUUCCCACGCGGACCGGCGACUCCAAGGCGAUCAGGAAGCUCGCUGACGUUUUGGAGAAUCAGUACCAGUUCAGCAAAGAUGACGCCGCUCAGGCCACCCAGAACUUCCUGAAGGCCUUCCGCCGCUGCCCGGACAACUCGCAGACGUCGCUGGACUCGUGGCGCACCCACCUGUGGCGCGAGUCCCUGCCAGCACGCCACAAGCACCUGGCCGAGCAGAUCUAUCCGCAGUGGCUGAAGCUGCGCUACCGUUACCUGGCCGUGCCGGCGGACUAUGUCCAGCUAUUGCUGCGGAUGCGCCAGGCGGGCUAUGCUCUGGCCCUCAUCACCAAUGGACCCUCGAACGCCCAGUGGGAGAAAGUGUCCAAGCUGCAUGUACGCGGCUACUUCGACUGCGUGCUGGUCUCGUCGGACCUGCCGUGGGAGAAGCCGCAUCCGGAGAUCUUCAAUGCCGCCUGCUAUUUCCUCAAUGUCAAGGCGGAGGAGUGCGCCAUGAUUGGCGACAAGCUGGAGACGGAUAUUAUGGGUGGUCACCUGGCCCAGCUGGGUCUCACCUUCUGGACGCCACUAAGCAAUAGCAGCUCGGCCUCGCAAUCGCUGGAGGAUGUGGAGUACAAGCCGCACGUCAAGCUGUCCAAUCUGCUGGAGCUUUACAAGUACUUCCCGCGCCUCAAUGCCAUUGCGCCGCCGGACACGCCGUCGACCUCCAGGCGCCGCGGCAGCCACAUGAGUGCCAGCAGCCAGAGCUCCCACAGCGGCAGCAGCUCCAGCACGAGCUGCGAGCCAGGAAGUGGCCAUGGGUACCUUUACCAUCUGCACCAGCAGCAGCAGCAGCAGCAGAGGCCGCGACCCUAUCGACGCGGCGCCUCCAUGCCCGCCAUGGAUUGCUCCAACAGCGAGGCGGAGAACAGCUGCGAUAGCUUCCUCUAGACGGAGAAGGAGGAAGGAGUGAGGAUGAAGAAGGAUCCUAGGAUCCAAGGAUCAGAACGGAUUGAUCGGGAGAUUGUUGAAAAAAUGUACCUUCAGUUUACAAAACUAUAGCUAAAGAGGAUCGCAGAGAGAUAAAGUUAUAAUCACAGAGGGACGAAGGACGAGGGACAGCCAGGAGAAUUGGAAACGAAUGCAGGAAUACAAAGUUCAACUAUUAGCGGGAGGAGCCCCGGAACCACGGUGAAUCUCGAUAUCUGCCAUUAGACUAAAAUUAGGGCUAGCAAAAAACAAAACAAAAAAACAGCAUCGGAGCACACAAACUACAGCAUACAAGAGUACACACUACCAAGCAGAAUAACUAAGAAUAACUAAAAUCGAGGACAGGAAGCAAAGCAACCAAAUGUAUUUUUCUAAGCGAAUUUUCUGUCACAUAUUUUGUAAAUUGAUAUAACACGCAACCGAAAGUACGUCAGGGUGAACGCAAAAUACAAAACACAAAAAAAAGCGAAAACGUUAAAGUAAAUCAGUGAGAAACCACAACACGAACCUUUUGAGACACUGACGAGCAACAAAAAAAUAAAAAUAACAAUCUGUAGUUAUAGCAGGCGAUGGAUGUACGUGAAUGUUAACUAUUGUCUUAGUCGUAGCCUUUAGUCGGGUACUCUGUUGGCAAAUUGUUAUUUGCAACCACCACUCCUCCUCACCCACUCCCCAUUUACACCAGCCCCAGGUUAUUCCGCACCCACAAGAAAAGCAUCGUUGAUGAUAUAGAUCCAGAACACAAAUGCCACCAGGCGCAUGUGGGAGCACUGUUGAACAUGGAAAUGGAAAAUAAAUGACACUGCAAAAGCUAAA
Molecule: messenger RNA, 2108 nt
Organism: Drosophila biarmipes
Lineage: Eukaryota; Metazoa; Arthropoda; Insecta; Diptera; Drosophilidae
Product: N-acylneuraminate-9-phosphatase
Exons: 3
Coding region: 213-1253 (346 amino acids)
Molecular function (GO): hydrolase activity
Source: RefSeq, a predicted model, not a curated record